This is a messenger RNA of Penicillium roqueforti, 2124 nucleotides long. Its product is annotated as TTC39/IML2 family protein. Gene Ontology annotation, cellular component: nucleus; mitochondrial outer membrane; cytosol. The transcript is spliced from 6 exons. Lineage: Eukaryota; Fungi; Ascomycota; Eurotiomycetes; Eurotiales; Aspergillaceae. Bases 1 to 2124 code for a protein of 707 amino acids. The record is from RefSeq and is a predicted model, not a curated record.
AUGUUGCGUGUCGGGUCCUGGUUGUACGGCAAGAAGCCGGCGCAGUCUGUGGACUCAAAGGUUGAGUUGAAAGACUUGCAUGAUGCGCUGACAGCUGCAACGCUGAUUCUCAAUGAUGAUGUUGAUGGCGCAGAGAGUGGUCUCUCCACGGGAACUUCAUCCUUUCACAAUCUGGGUAAAGGCGUGGUCGCGUUUGUCCGGGCAACAUUAGGGUUCGAGCAGGAGAUUAUGCGACAAGCAUCCGAGCGCCUCUAUGAAGCAGAAACCAGCGCGGCCAACGAUCAAACCCGGUCCCAGCAAAACGCCCAAGCACCCAAUGCUUUUCACUCCGAUAUCUAUGCUGCCGGUACCGAAUACGCGUUGUGCCAAGCAAUCGCCCAAUUGAUGAGUGCAGUGGUUGGGGUGCUGAAUGAAAGCCUGACAGAAAGUAUCAAAGCGUUCUACCGACUGAGGAAGGCUUAUAUCGCACUCGAUGCGAUCAUGAAGAUGGAAGAGAAGUUUAUGGAGCAGAGGGAUAUACGCAAAGUUUUACGGCCCACUGCGAGUGAUCUCUCAAGCUCGAGCGCUGCAUGCCCAGACACGAAGUCGGAGUCGUCCAGUCUUCUAUCGAAAAAGAGCGCGAAAAUGGCUAACAUCGAGAAAUCCGAGCUUAAUUCCUCAAUGAAUUCACUGGCGAUCUCAUCCAGGGCGGUAUCUCCAGAUGUUUCAACUCCUUCCACACUUGCGAAGCAUAUCCACCAAGACCCCGACUCGGAUAUCUUCAAGAAUGAAAUCGAUGUUUUUGUGCACUCUGGUUCCAAUUUCUGCUUUGGUAUUCUUCUUCUACUGAUCUCUAUGGUUCCACCGGCGUUCAGCAAACUUCUUUCCAUUAUUGGCUUCCACGGUGACAAGCAACGAGGGCUGAGAAUGCUCUGGCAAGCCAGCAAGUUCCACAACCUUAUCGGUGCCAUGGCUGCUUUGGCACUGCUGGGGUAUUACAAUGGCUUUGUCCGCUACUGCGAUAUUAUGCCCGACCCAACUCCUGGUGGAUCCGACGUUGAGGGAUACCCGCAGGAGAGGCUGGCUGCGUUGCUGGCGGAGAUGCGGUUCCGGUUCCCCAACAGUCAACUUUGGCUGCUCGAAGAAUCGCGGAUGUUAGGCGCGAACAAAAAGCUGGACAGUGCUCUGGAAGUGUUGUCCACGGACAAGAAGAGCCCGCUCAAGCAGGUAGAGGGGUUGUGCGUGUUUGAGAAGAGCUUGAACGCAUUGUUUCUCCACAGAUAUAAUGUCUGUGCUGAAGCAUUCAUUGAGUGCGUGGAACUCAAUACGUGGUCUCGUUCAUUGUAUUACUACAUUGCCGGAUCGUGUCAUGUUGUCCUGUACCGGCAAUCACUCGACGACCCAAAGCUUGCAGCGGAACAUGCUAAAAAAGCCACCAUGUACAUGCGGAAGGCACCCGAAUUCGCGGGGAAAAAGCGAUUUAUGGCCCGACAACUGCCGUUUGAUAUCUUUGUGACUCGGAAAAUUGCCAAAUGGGAGGCGCGCGCCAAAGAAUGGAACGUAUCUCUGGUGGAUGCGAUUGGAGUGGACCCGGUUGAAGAAAUGAUCUUUUUCUGGAACGGACACAGUCGCAUGACCAACGAGCAACUGCAGGAGUCUUUGACCCGGCUGGAAUGGUGCGAAAGCGAAAAGAACAAGAUGUGGUCUCGUGAGGGAAGCGAAGAAAAGGCGAUCCUGGAGCUUCUCCGGGCUGCUGUUUUUCGAUCCCUGUACAGACACGAAGAGGCGAAAAAGAUCCUUUUGACCUGCGUCUUGAACCACGAGAAGUCUGUAUUCAAGGGCCACCUGAAGGAUGACUGGGUCCACCCAGUGGCGCAUUUCGAAAUGGCCGCCAACCUCUGGAUGCAGCGUCCUACAUACCAGGCCCUGCAUGGGAUUACUUCCCCCGAGGCGUCGGAGGAAGCGUCCGCGGAAUCUAGGGAGACGAACAUAGAGAUCGAGAGGAAGCAGGUAUCCGAGUGCAAGGGAUACCUCGACUUCGCUGCUCGCUGGGAGAGCUAUGAGCUCGACGCUCGUAUUGGACUCAAGGUUACUGCGGCGAUGGAAGCAAUUAACAAGUGGCAGAGCAUUCAUGCGGAAGUCUAA